Papilio machaon (common yellow swallowtail) is the source of this 970-nucleotide messenger RNA. It is a transcript of the gene grnd, whose product is annotated as protein grindelwald. The transcript is spliced from 5 exons. The coding region runs from base 251 to 970 and encodes 239 amino acids. The record is from RefSeq and is a predicted model, not a curated record. NCBI's taxonomy places the organism in Eukaryota, Metazoa, Arthropoda, Insecta, Lepidoptera, Papilionidae.
CUCUCACACAUCGACAACUGGCCAUGUUUAUGCAUUGUAAUUACAUUCACUCACACAAUCGCAACACAACACUAACACAAACGUGACUCUACCUGCGCAAGAGUCGCAUUCCGUCACCCACCUCCGCGAUUGGCCGUCGAGCCUCUAAAGGCUUUGAGAUACAGUGUCACAUUUUUUUUUAAAUUUAGAAAGUUGGUUCAAGUGUUGGCCGUGUUUUGAUACCACCAUGUUUCAACAUUAAUAUCAGACGAUGUCACGCUUCACUAUUCUCUUGGCGGUCGCUGGUGCAGCAUCGAGUCAGCUUACGAUGGACGGUGUGAAAUGCGGUCAGCUUACCUGCCUCUAUGAAGAAUACUGCUCACCAGAAACGAACAGAUGCGCUCCCUGCUCUGCUGUUUGUAACAAAACACAUCACAACUACGACUCCGGCUUGUGCGUUAAGGAGUGUCAAGGUUACCUCCUGGACUUGAGAUACUUGCGGAGAACCGAGUAUGAGCCGCCGAAUUCGAAUACAAAUAGUGCGCAGCGGCAAGCGCAGACGGCGCUGAUUGUGAGCGGCGUGGCUCUGGCGGUAUUGCUUCUUGUUCUGAUCAUCGUAUGCCGAAGGAAGAUCUCAUGGAGGUCUAUUAAGCAAAGGUUUCAACCACCUAAGAAUCAGAUUAAGCAUUUCCCAAGCGACCUCACUCAUCACAACGCGCACGCAGAUUUCCCGAGACCGAAACACGAGCUCAAACUUGAAAUACGAAAUCCUGAACCAGCGAAACGUACCACCCAGCCCUUGAAUGUAAAGGACCUUGAAACGAGGACCUCACAAACGGACAAGAGUCAAGGUGCAACCACGCCUAAAACCGUUAGCACCGCUAUUAGUAACAGACACCCUGCCGAAGAUACUACCUUGGACUUUUCCUACGACAAUAUGGCAAUGAAUGUCAACCCGCCCGAACAACCAGAGUCCACAAAUAGAUUCUAA